This is a messenger RNA of Metarhizium robertsii ARSEF 23, 342 nucleotides long. Its product is annotated as reverse transcriptase, RNaseH. NCBI's taxonomy places the organism in Eukaryota, Fungi, Ascomycota, Sordariomycetes, Hypocreales, Clavicipitaceae. Bases 1 to 342 code for a protein of 113 amino acids. The record is from RefSeq and is a predicted model, not a curated record. The transcript is spliced from 3 exons.
AUGGUAGAAACACGCAAGCGUGGAUCCUCACCCGUCGACGACCGCCAGAACAACCCGACAAAAAAGUCUCGCACAACUGUCAAGCCCAGGAAGGCCGUCAAGAAUCUUGGCACCUGCUCGAUGGACAAGAAGCAGAUUGGGGACAGCGUCAAAGCAGCACUGGCUUUGAGUAAGUACGCGCUCAAUCGGACACUCCAAAUGGACACGGCCUUCUUCCGCGCCUUCUUCGUCGAUAACAAGGGUCUCACGAACCCUUUGCAAAUCACACCCACAGAGUUCGACGACGGCACCCCAGUCGUCGUCGUGGACGUCGGUCACCACCAAGCGGGCGCUUGGUGUUAG